CGGUGCAACGGUUAGAUCUGUCCGACAGAAAUGUAUCCAAGUUAGGGAAGUUUUGCUGAUAUUUAGUUCUUAAACUUGUAUUUUUAUAAACGUUAUAUACACAUACGUAAUGCUUCAUUAAUGUUAGCUAAAACUAGCCUGUUAAAAUGAAGGUUAAAGUAGUGCUUCUGAUAUCUGCGGUGGUUUUACUGACAGUGUCGGCAGCAGAUGACAUGUUGAGUAUACCAGGAGGAAAGAUGUUAAUGGGAACCAGCGCAGCUGAUGGGAGAGAUGGAGAGGCUCCCACCAAGGAGGUUCAGCUGCAGCCGUUUAAAAUAGACACAUACCCCGUCACUAACGCCGACUUCAGAGACUUUGUGAGAGCACAGAAGUACAAAACUGAAGCUGAGACGUUUGGUUGGAGUUUUGUGUUUCAAGACUUUGUGCCAGAAGAGCUGAAGAGCAAAGUCACACAGAGGAUUGAGUCUGCUCCUUGGUGGCUGCCUAUAGAGCGGGUGUUUUGGAGACAGCCUGCAGGACCUGGUUCAGGCAUUCGGGAGCGCCUGAGCUUCCCGGUGGUUCAGGUGAGCUGGAACGAUGCUCAGGCCUUCUGUCGGUGGAAGGGCAAGAGACUGCCAACUGAGGAGGAGUGGGAGUGGGCUGCGCGUGGGGGGCUGCAAGGUCGAACUUAUCCGUGGGGAAACAAGUUCCAAGCCAACAGAACCAACCUGUGGCAGGGAUCGUUUCCAGAUGUUGACACCGCAGAGGAUGGAUAUCAUGGCAUCUCUCCUGUGGCAGCAUUUCCUCCUCAGAACAAUUAUGGACUGUAUGACAUGAUGGGAAACACAUGGGAAUGGACAUCCACACCCUUUCCAGCAGCACAGCCCAUGUACGUGCUGCGCGGUGGCUCCUGGAUCGACACGGUGGAUGGCUCAGCUAAUCACAAGGCACGAAUCACGACCAGGAUGGGCAACACCCCCGACUCUGCCUCUGAUAACCUGGGAUUCAGGUGUGCUGCGAGUGACGGACAGAAACAAGGGAAGAAAAAAGGCAAAACUGAACUGUAGCAACAAACAGGAAGUCAUAAAUAUUAAAUGAAGGACAAGAAAGUUCUUUUGAGCCAGACAAAGAAAAAGAAAAAAGCAGGGGACCAAUUAAGUAUCAAUGACUAACAAUGAAUUUUACUAAUGGUGACAGGACGACGUGAGUGACAAACUGUAUUUCUCCUGUGGAGAACUUUUUAUUAAUGAACUUUAAGAACAAACACAGACAUACUAAUACCUAACAUUCAAAAAAUAAACGAUUUUUCAAAUAAAAAAUAAAUUUCUUGUUACUUUUUUCCCCCCCAAAAUAAUGAGACUAGCUGCAGAUUAUUUUAGGGGCAUGACUGAAGGGACUUCUUGCCGCACUGACUGGAAGAAUUAGGACACUCUUUGACUGUCACUGGCAGUCUUCCUCCUGCACGCUGGGAUCUGUCUUUUGUUGAGUGUUUUUAUGUGACUGGAGAGUAAAUCAGUCUGUCGGCUUAGUCACAGCCUGCUAUAAUCCCGUCUUUGUCUUUUUGUUUACUCUCUCAUCUCGAGUGGCCAGCUGAGAGGUUGUUUGGACUCAUUCUGAUUAACACCACAGAUUAAAAAAAAAAGUUUUCAGCUGAACUCCAGUUUUGUCUAAGUAGCAAGUUACUGUCUUAAACUAAGAAGUGAUGGAGUGCUUUUGAGCUGGCCACACAAUCCAGUUAUAUCAUGCAAGUGAAAUGUGUUUUUAGUGACUGACAAAUAUUUACUCAAGGCAAAUCAGAGCUGGCAGCUCGGUUCUCGUAACAUACAGUAUGAGGACAGUGUCGCAAUUCCUUAAUUGUCGAACUGGAAAUUCAACAUGUAGUGUUUCAAAAAAAUGCAAAUUAGAAUUAAACUGGAUUAAUUUCAUUUUUAAAUUUUCCACUGAAUUACAGCCUCUUAUUAUCAGUGUCAUAAUUUGACACUGUUGCAUAACACAUCAUUAGUUGAUAGGGAUUCACAUGCAUGAUGUGGAUGCUUGCAGACCCUUUAGUCCUGAUAACUUCACCUUAGGAUUUGUAUUGAAACUCACAAAGGGGAAAAAAGGAUGCAAAAGUACAACAUACUCGCUUUCUGGUGAAGAGAUUAUUCAACAGCGAUACAAUAUUUCAUGUGUGGAAUGUAAAUCAGCCUGUUUUGAGAUUUUCUUUGGGAUAGAUUUUCUUGCAGAGAUAUUUCUGUCUUAUUAAUGACCAUAUCCUAGACAGUAUAAAUGUUACUAAACAAAAGAAAUGCUGGGAAUAAGUGGCACUGUCUCAUGUGGUUAGCAGAAACUUUCUGUUGUAAAGGGACAAUUCUCCCCCAGAAUCAAAAAAUCAAAUACAUUUUCCUCUUACCUAUAGCACUGUUUAUCAGUCUAGAUUGUUUUGGUGUCGGCUGGUGGAUAUUGCAGAUAUCAGCCAUAGAGAUGUCUGCCUUGUCGUGAAUA
Messenger RNA from Epinephelus fuscoguttatus (brown-marbled grouper), 2463 nucleotides. It is a transcript of the gene sumf2, whose product is annotated as sulfatase modifying factor 2. The record is from RefSeq and is a predicted model, not a curated record. Bases 147 to 1046 code for a protein of 299 amino acids. NCBI's taxonomy places the organism in Eukaryota, Metazoa, Chordata, Actinopteri, Perciformes, Serranidae. Gene Ontology annotation, cellular component: endoplasmic reticulum. The transcript has 9 exons.